UGAGCGAGCAAGCAGGGGAGUGUGCGACUGCCAGAGCCGAGCGGAGCGAUGCCUAAAUCAAAGGAACUUGUUUCUUCAAGCUCUUCUAGCAGUGAUUCUGACAGUCAGGUUGACAAAAAGUUAAAGAGGAAAAAGCAAGUUGCUCCAGAAAAACCUGUAAAGAAGCAAAAGACGGGUGAAACUUCGAGAGCUCUGUCAUCUUCUAAACAGAGCAGCAGCAGCAGAGAUGAUAACAUGUUUCAGGUUGGGAAAAUGAGGUAUGUUAGCAUUCGAGAUUUUAAAGGGAAAGUGCUAAUUGAUAUUAGAGAAUAUUGGAUGGAUCCAGAAGGUGAAAUGAAACCAAGAAGAAAAGGUACUUCUUUAAAUCCAGAACAAUGGAGCCAGCUGAAGGAACAGAUUUCUGACAUUGAUGAUGCAGUAAGAAAACUGUAAAAUCCGAGCCAUAUAAAACCUGUACUGUUCUAGUUGUUUUAA
Messenger RNA from Cebus imitator (Panamanian white-faced capuchin), 474 nucleotides. Its product is annotated as activated RNA polymerase II transcriptional coactivator p15-like. The coding region runs from base 49 to 432 and encodes 127 amino acids. Gene Ontology annotation, cellular component: nucleus; transcription regulator complex. NCBI's taxonomy places the organism in Eukaryota, Metazoa, Chordata, Mammalia, Primates, Cebidae. The record is from RefSeq and is a predicted model, not a curated record. Gene Ontology annotation, biological process: positive regulation of transcription initiation by RNA polymerase II. Gene Ontology annotation, molecular function: DNA binding; transcription coactivator activity. The transcript has a single exon.